AUGCCCUCCAGCCGCCAAGCUGUAUUCGCCCCGAAUGCACCAAAGGCCAACGGGAAGUACAGCCAUGCCAUCAAAUCAAGCAAUGGAACGCUCUAUCUUGCUGGUUGGAUGGGUGACGAUCCUGAGACCGGCGAAAUAGUCCCUGGUGGGAUUGAAGCACAGACAGAGAGGGCGAUCAUGAACAUCAAAGCAUGUCUCGAAGCUGCGGGCUCCUCGUUGGACAAGGUGAUGACUCGAAGAAUCUAUAUCAUUCCGAUGCAGGAUUUCCGCAAAUCUGUUGCUGUGUGGGAUAGAUUCUUUGAGGAGCCGUAUCCCGUAUCUACCUUGAUCGGUGUUACAGCCCUGGCCAAGGAGGGAGCUCUGGUGGAGUUCGAGGUAGUUGCCGAACAAUAA
Molecule: messenger RNA, 393 nt
Organism: Capronia coronata CBS 617.96
Lineage: Eukaryota; Fungi; Ascomycota; Eurotiomycetes; Chaetothyriales; Herpotrichiellaceae
Exons: 3
Coding region: 1-393 (130 amino acids)
Cellular component (GO): cytosol; mitochondrion
Molecular function (GO): deaminase activity
Source: RefSeq, a predicted model, not a curated record